GUACCAUACAGGUUCACUGGCAUUUGGAGCCUUAAUUCUUGCAAUUGUCCAGCUUAUUAGAGUAAUACUGGAGUACUUGGAUCACAAACUGAAAGGUACACAGAACUCCUUCACUAGAUUUCUACUCUGCUGCCUCAAAUGCUGUUUCUGGUGUUUGGAAAAAUUCUUAAAAUUUAUAAACAGAAAUGCCUACAUCAUGAUCGCCAUAUAUGGUAAAAAUUUCUGCACCUCGGCAAAGGAAGCAUUCUUUUUGCUCAUGCGGAAUGUGGUGAGAGUUGCAGUCCUGGACAAAGUUACAGACUUUCUCUUAUUCCUGGGGAAAAUUCUCGUGGCUGGUGGUGUAGGUGUUCUUGCAUUCUUUUUCUUCACACAGAGAAUACCAGUCUUUGCACAGGAAGCACCAACAUUGAAUUACUACUGGGUACCAUUGUUGACCGUGAUUAUUGGCUCCUACCUAGUUGCACAUGGGUUCUUCAGCGUCUAUGCAAUGUGUGUCGACACGCUUUUCCUCUGCUUUUGUGAAGACCUUGAAAGAAAUGAUGGAUCUACAGCAAAACCCUACUUCAUGUCAGCUAGCCUUCACCGAAUUCUAGGGAAGAAGGAACUAAGCCCUAAGAAGGCAGUUGGAUAACAUACACUAAACCUCAACAUCAAAACAGUGUCAUUUUUAAGCAAAACGUGUAUAAAGUAGGCAAAAGUAAAAACUGUAAAUGAUG
This is a messenger RNA of Leptosomus discolor (cuckoo roller), 716 nucleotides long. The record is from RefSeq and is a predicted model, not a curated record. Lineage: Eukaryota; Metazoa; Chordata; Aves; Leptosomiformes; Leptosomidae.